Molecule: messenger RNA, 2665 nt
Organism: Mandrillus leucophaeus (drill)
Lineage: Eukaryota; Metazoa; Chordata; Mammalia; Primates; Cercopithecidae
Gene: ABLIM2
Product: actin binding LIM protein family, member 2
Exons: 25
Coding region: 86-2665 (859 amino acids)
Biological process (GO): lamellipodium assembly; cytoskeleton organization
Cellular component (GO): actin cytoskeleton
Molecular function (GO): actin filament binding
Source: RefSeq, a predicted model, not a curated record
CUGCCCUAGCCUCCAUGGGUGCCAGGCCCAGCCACGCAGAGGGAGAGCCGCUGACCCGCUGGCCCUUGACAAGCAGCCACGCUCCAUGGGAGUGCCAGGGGGAGACACAGUGUCGCAGCCCCAGGCUGCUCCCAGCCCGCUGGAGAAGUCGCCCAGCACGGCGAUCCUGUGCAACACAUGUGGAAAUGUGUGCAAGGGCGAGGUGCUGCGGGUGCAGGACAAGUACUUCCACAUCAAGUGCUUCGUCUGCAAAGCAUGCGGCUGCGACCUGGCCGAGGGCGGCUUCUUCGUGCGGCAGGGCGAGUACAUCUGCACGCUGGACUACCAGAGGCUCUACGGCACCCGCUGCUUCAGCUGUGACCAGUUCAUCGAGGGUGAGGUGGUGUCGGCGCUGGGCAAGACCUACCACCCCGACUGCUUUGUGUGCGCCGUCUGCCGGCUGCCCUUCCCUCCCGGGGACCGAGUGACCUUCAACGGGAAGGAAUGCAUGUGCCAGAAAUGCUCCCUGCCCGUGUCGGUGGGCAGCAACCCAUGUAAGUGGACAGGGCUGCAGCGUGGGCACCCCCCAGACCCGUGUGAGCGGACAGGGCUGCAGCGUGGGCACCCCCCAGACCCUUGUGAGUGGAUGGGGCUGCAGUGUGGGCACCCCCAGACCCGUGUGAGUGGACGGGGCUGCAGCGUGGGCACCCCCCAGACCCGUACCCGUGUGAGUGGACAGGGCUGCAGCGUGGGCACCCCCCAGACCUGUGUGAGUGGACGGGGCUGCAGCGUGGGCACCCCCCAGACCCGUGUGAGUGGACGGGGCUGCAGUGUGGGGGUGGGGAACAGGAAUGGCGCUGAGACAGCAACACCAGAUGGCAGCUUCCUCCAAAGCCUCGCCAUGGUGUUCUCGACCUGGGGUGCUGCAGUGGGGGUCUGGCUCCUGCACCUGCACCCCCUGAGCUCCCAGCUGAGGCUCCAAGAGGCUGCCCGGCACAUCCUAGCCACCCCCCACCACAACCACCCCCACCGUGACCACAUCUGGUGGAAGAGGGUGCAUUUUGGGGAAAAUAGGAAAGCGGAAGGUUCUAGGAGGGUCAUGCUGUUGCUGCUGCUGGCAGUGCCAGCCAGGAUUUGCUGCUGCUGUUGUCACCAGGUGUUCACCUUGCGAGAGGCCCUUUCCCUUGGGGAUGCCGUCAUAGGUUGUGGGGGCUGCGGCACAGAAAUCAAGAACGGCCAGGCCCUGGUAGCCUUGGACAAGCACUGGCACUUGGGCUGUUUUAAGUGCAAGAGCUGUGGGAAGCUCCUGAAUGCCGAGUACAUCAGCAAGGACGGCCUGCCCUACUGCGAAGCUGACUACCAUGCCAAGUUCGGCAUCCGCUGUGACAGAUGCGAGAAAUACAUCACGGGGCGUGUGCUGGAGGCCGGGGAGAAGCACUACCACCCUUCCUGCGCGCUAUGUGUCAGGUGCGGCCAGAUGUUCGCAGAAGGCGAAGAGAUGUAUCUUCAAGGUUCCUCCAUCUGGCAUCCGGCGUGUCGACAAGCAGCCAGAACUGAAGACAGAAACAAGGAAACCAGAACUUCCUCAGAGAGCAUCAUUUCUGUCCCUGCUUCCAGCACCUCAGGGUCUCCGAGCCGUGUGAUUUAUGCCAAGCUUGGUGGUGAGAUCCUGGACUACAGGGACUUGGCAGCCCUUCCUAAAAAUAAGGCCAUCUAUGACAUCGACCGCCCCGACAUGAUCUCCUACUCACCUUACAUCAGCCACUCUGCAGGGGAUAGGCAGAGCUACGGCGAGGGGGAUCAGGAUGACCGGUCCUACAAGCAGUGCCGGACCUCCAGCCCAAGCUCCACUGGGUCGGUCAGCCUCGGGCGCUACACCCCGACUUCACGGUCACCACAGCACUACAGCCGUCCAGCUGGUACUGUGAGUGUGGGUACCAGUAGCUGCCUCUCCCUGUCCCAACACCCAAGCCCUACAUCCGUGUUCAGACAUCAUUACAUCCCCUACUUCCGAGGCAGUGAAAGUGGCCGGAGCACCCCCAGCCUCUCCGUGCUCUCUGACAGCAAGCCGCCCCCCUCCACCUACCAGCAGGCGCCUCGCCACUUCCACGUCCCAGACACUGGCGUAAAAGAUAACAUCUAUAGGAAACCCCCUAUCUACAGACAGCAUGCUGCCAGGCGAUCAGAUGGGGAGGACGGAAGCUUCGACCAGGAUAACAGGAAGCAGAAGAGCAGCUGGCUGAUGCUCAAGGGAGACGCAGACACGAGGACCAACUCUCCAGACCUGGACACCCAGUCCUUGCCCCACAGCAGCGGGACCGACAGAGACCUUCUCCAAAGGAUGCCAGGGGACGGCUUUCACUCACGAUUCCCCUAUUCCAAAUCUGACCCUCUCCCAGGACAUGGAAAGAAUGGCUUGGACCAGCGGAAUGCCAAUCUGGCCCCCUGUGGAGCAGACCCGGAUGCCAGCUGGGGCAUGCGAGAAUACAAGAUCUAUCCGUAUGACUCCCUCAUCGUCACAAACCGAAUUCGAGUGAAACUGCCCAAGGAUGUGGACCGGACGAGACUGGAGAGACACUUGUCGCCCGAGGAGUUCCAGGAAGUGUUUGGGAUGAGCAUCGAGGAGUUUGACCGCCUGGCCCUCUGGAAGAGGAAUGACCUUAAGAAGAAAGCCCUUUUGUUCUGA